AAAUGAGUGCAGGCAGUAGGGAGUUUUCUGCUGGGGUCAGGAGGACUUUGGACAGACGCACGGAUCCUGCCCCAAACACCCCUGUAUGAGUGGAGUGUAGCAGAAAGAGAAAACAUCCCCAACUUUUUUCCUCUUUUGCCUCAAAGAGUCUACAUGUCUGGUGGCAUCUAGACAUGUUCAGCUUUGUGGAUUUGCGGCUGGCGCUGCUGCUUGGCGCCACGGUGCUCCUGGUCAGGGCGCAGGGCGAGGACGACCGUACAGGUGCCAGCUGCACCCUUGGAGGCCAGGUGUUUGCAGACCGGGACGUGUGGAAACCAGAGCCAUGUCAAAUCUGUGUGUGUGACAGCGGAACUGUGUUGUGCGAUGAGGUUAUCUGUGAAGAGCCAGCUGACUGCCCCAACCCCAUUGUACCUACGGGCGAGUGCUGCCCCGUUUGCCCCGAUGAUGGCUACCACUCUACUCAGGUUGAGGGACCCAGAGGAGAACGUGGACCCAAGGGAGAAAGGGGUCCUCCUGGUCCUCCAGGUCGAGAUGGUCUUGACGGUCAGCCUGGACUGCCAGGACCUCCUGGCCCUCCUGGACCCCCUGGCCUCGGUGGAAACUUCUCCCCACAGAUGUCUGGUGGCUAUGAUUCAAAAUCCACUGUUAUGCCUGUGCCUGGACCAAUGGGUCCAAUGGGACCACGUGGAUCUACCGGACCUCCUGGUCCUGCUGGAUCCCCAGGACCCAGUGGCCCACCUGGUGAGCCUGGAGAGGCUGGAGCUCCUGGCCCCAUGGGUCCACGUGGACCUGCGGGACCUUCUGGAAAGAACGGAGAGGACGGGGAGGCUGGCAAACCUGGUCGCCCAGGUGAACGUGGACCUUCCGGACCACAGGGUGCUCGUGGUUUCCCAGGAACUCCCGGACUUCCUGGCAUUAAGGGUCACAGAGGGUUCAGUGGUCUGGAUGGUGCUAAGGGAGACACUGGUCCUGCAGGACCCAAGGGUGAGGCUGGAGCCCCUGGUGAAAAUGGAACUCCUGGUGCAAUGGGACCUCGUGGUCUGCCUGGUGAGAGGGGUCGUGCUGGUUCUCCAGGAGCUGCUGGAGCUCGUGGUAACGAUGGUGCUGCUGGUGCUGCUGGACCUCCGGGUCCCACUGGCCCUGCUGGACCUCCUGGAUUUCCAGGUGGCCCAGGACCCAAGGGUGAUGUUGGAGCACAGGGUGCACGUGGACCUGAGGGACCUGCUGGAGCCCGUGGAGAACCUGGUAACCCUGGACCCGCUGGCCAGGCUGGACCAUCCGGAAACCCUGGAGCUGAUGGUGCGCCUGGUGCUAAAGGAGGCCCUGGUGCCCCUGGUGUUGCUGGUGCUCCUGGUUUUCCUGGACCACGUGGACCCCCAGGACCUCAGGGUGCAGCUGGUGCUCCUGGACCCAAGGGAAACACUGGUGAAGUUGGUGCCCCAGGAUUCAAGGGAGAGCCUGGUGCUAAGGGAGAGUCUGGUGCCCCAGGUGCUCAGGGACCCCCAGGACCUGCUGGUGAGGAAGGCAAGAGAGGAGCCAGAGGAGAACCUGGUGCUGCGGGCGCUCGUGGAGCACCUGGAGAACGUGGUGCCCCAGGUGGUCGCGGUUUUCCUGGUGCCGAUGGCGCGGCUGGACCCAAAGGUGUAAAUGGUGAGCGUGGUGUUCCUGGUCCUGUUGGACCUAAAGGUUCCACCGGUGAGCCUGGCCGCACUGGUGAGCCUGGUCUCCCUGGAGCUAAGGGUAUGACUGGCAGCCCUGGCAACCCUGGACCUGAUGGCAAAAUGGGAGCUCCUGGAGCCCCUGGACAAGAUGGACGCCCUGGACCCCCUGGACCUGUUGGAGCAAGAGGUCAACCUGGAGUCAUGGGAUUCCCUGGACUAAAGGGAGCCGCUGGUGAGGCUGGAAAGCCCGGUGAAAGAGGAGUAAUGGGACCCACUGGCCCUGCUGGAGCUGCUGGAAAGGAUGGUGAUGUUGGUCCUCAGGGUCCUCCAGGACCAGCUGGUCCUACUGGCGAGAGAGGAGAAACAGGACCUUCAGGAGCCCCUGGAUUCCAAGGGCUUCCUGGUCCUCAGGGUGCCGUUGGUGAGAGUGGCAAACCUGGAGAGCAGGGUCUGCCUGGUGAGCCUGGAGCUGUGGGACCUGCUGGACAAAGAGGUGACAGAGGAUUCCCUGGUGAACGUGGUGCCCCUGGCCCUGUUGGACCUGCUGGUGCCCGAGGAUCUCCUGGUUCUCCUGGUAAUGAUGGUGCUAAGGGAGAACCUGGAGCCCCUGGUACUCCAGGAGCUAUGGGUUCCCCUGGACUGCAGGGAAUGCCUGGUGAGCGUGGAGCUGCUGGUCUUCCAGGACUGAGAGGAGAUAGAGGGGACCAAGGAGCUAAGGGUGCUGAUGGAGCACCAGGUAAAGAUGGGCCCCGUGGCUUGACUGGACCAAUCGGACUUCCCGGACCUGCUGGAGCACCUGGAGAUAAGGGAGAGUCUGGUACCGCUGGACUUCCCGGACCUGCUGGUGCACGUGGAGCCCCUGGUGAGCGUGGUGAAUCCGGACCCCCUGGACCUGCUGGAUUUGCUGGAGCUCCUGGUGCUGAUGGACAACCUGGUGCUAAGGGUGAGCCUGGAGAUAAUGGCGCUAAGGGAGAUGCUGGUCCUCCAGGCCCUGCUGGACCAACUGGUGCUCCUGGACCUCAGGGUCCCGUUGGAAACACUGGUCCUAAGGGAGCCCGUGGAGCAGCUGGUCCUCCAGGUGCUACUGGUUUCCCUGGAGCUGCUGGCAGAGUUGGACCUCCUGGCCCUGCUGGGAACUCUGGACCUCCUGGACCUCCCGGACCAUCUGGCAAGGAAGGACCCAAAGGAAACCGUGGUGAGACUGGACCUGCUGGUCGCCCUGGAGAGAUUGGUGCUGCUGGACCAGCAGGACCCCCCGGAGAGAAGGGUAGUGCUGGUUCAGAGGGUCCGGCGGGAGCUCCUGGUAUCCCAGGACCCCAAGGUAUUGCUGGACAGCGUGGUAUUGUCGGUCUGCCAGGACAGAGAGGAGAAAGAGGUUUCCCUGGACCCGCUGGGCUUGCUGGAGAGGUUGGAAAGCCAGGACCCGCUGGCCCUGGUGGUGAACGUGGACCUCCUGGACCCAUGGGACCUCCUGGUCUUGCAGGUCCCCCUGGAGAGCCUGGGCGUGAGGGAACCCCAGGAGGAGAAGGACCAUCUGGUCGUGAUGGAGCCCCUGGACCCAAGGGAGACCGUGGAGAGAGUGGCCCUGCCGGAGCCCCUGGUGCCCCAGGACCUCCUGGUGCCCCUGGACCUGUUGGACCAGCUGGAAAGACUGGUGACCGCGGAGAGACUGGACCUGCUGGCCCUGCUGGUGCUGCUGGCCCUGCUGGACCUCGUGGCCCCGCCGGACCUGCUGGAGCUCGUGGAGACAAGGGAGAAACUGGAGAGGCUGGAGAGAGAGGCAUGAAGGGACACAGAGGUUUUACUGGUCAACAGGGACCUCCUGGACCUCCUGGACCAUCUGGAGAGGCUGGACCUGCUGGUGCUGCUGGCCCUGCUGGCCCUAGAGGCCCUGCCGGAUCUGCUGGUUCUCCUGGUAAGGAUGGCAUGUCUGGUCUUCCUGGACCCACUGGACCUCCUGGACCUCGUGGACGUAAUGGCGAGAUGGGACCUGCUGGUCCUCCUGGACCUCCUGGACCCCCAGGACCUCCCGGUGCCCCUGGUGGUGGAUUUGACAUUGGUUUCAUUACCCAGGAGAAAGCCCCUGAUCCCUACCGCAUGUUCCGUGCUGAUGAUGCUAAUGUUCUCCGUGACCGCGACCUGGAGGUGGACACCACCCUGAAGAGCCUUAGUCAACAGAUUGAGCAGAUCCGCAGCCCUGAUGGAACCAGAAAGAACCCUGCCAGAACCUGCAGAGACCUCAAGAUGUGCCACCCUGACUGGAAGAGCGGCGAGUACUGGAUUGACCCUGACCAGGGCUGCAAUCAGGAUGCCAUUAAGGUCUUCUGCAACAUGGAUACUGGUGAAACAUGCGUAACACCAACUCAGCCUGAGGUUGCCAAAAAGAACUGGUACUUGAGCAAGAACAUCAAGGACAAGAAGCACGUCUGGUUUGGAGAGGCUAUGAAUGACGGCUUCCAGUUUGAGUAUGGCAGUGAGGGUUCUCUGCCAGAGGAUGUCAACAUUCAGAUGACCUUCUUGCGUCUCAUGUCCACUGAGGCAUCCCAGAACAUUACUUAUCAUUGCAAGAACAGCAUCGCCUACAUGGACGCCGCUGCUGGCAACCUCAAGAAGUCCCUGCUCCUCCAGGGCUCCAAUGAGAUUGAGAUAAGAGCCGAGGGCAACAGCCGUUUCACCUACAGUGUAUUGGAAGAUGGUUGCACGUCACACACCGGAACAUGGGGCAAGACAGUCAUUGACUAUAAGACAACAAAAACAUCUCGCCUUCCCAUCAUUGAUAUCGCUCCUAUGGACGUUGGUGCUCCAGACCAAGAGUUUGGCCUUGAAGUUGGACCUGUCUGUUUCUUGUAAAAAGAGAAAUCUGGACUUGAAAGUGUUGUUGUGUGUGUGUGUGUGUGUGUAUGUGUGUUUUAUUUUUUCUAGCAGUCAUCUCUCCCCAAAAAGAAAUUCCACCAAAAGAUUCUUCUAAUGUCGUUUGGCUGAAAAUCUGACCUCUCACUCCUGAAUCUACAAACCUCCUCUCAGCCAUUGUUUCCAAGGGUCCACUUGCCUAAAACCUGCACUUAGGGAAAAAAAAGACAGUGGCGGUGUGAUGGCAUCUGCAUCGCUGUGUUUGGGACCACUAUUUUUGUUUUUUUUACUUUUUUUUCCUUCGUUUUGCCAUCACCAACACCACGGAUCCUGUAGAGAAGACAUUUUUCUUUCGCUGGCAACAAGAAAAUAAUAUAUGCCUCUGUAAAGUAUAAAAAAACAAAUCCCCUCUUAUUCCAGCUGAAUGAGGCCUCUCUGGAGUUUACAGAAAUACACAAGUGACUUUUGUAUUUUAUACACCUCUGAGCUCUGAGCAAUGAAAGGACAGUUACAGACAGAAUCAAAUUGCUUUGUACCAUGUUUCAGGUGUUGACGAAUAAACGGUGAAACUGACAGCCAUCUUUGUCUUUGUUGUUCUGCCCUUCUGUGUUCCACCUGCUAGUGGAAAGGCCAACAUUGCCCCCACCUCCCCACCCUACUGUUAUGAUUUGGAUUUGUAUCUUUCGUGGUUAAUUUCUUGUUUCUGUUCAUCUCCUCCUCCUUUCCACAGAAAAACUACAUCAAAACUACCAGACGAGAAGCAUGGAUUUAAACCUUUUAAAGGAAAGAAAGAAAAAAAAAAUAUAUAUAUAUUAUGGCUACCUCAGAAAUGAAAGAAAUUCCAGCGUAUUUCAAAUGGAGCCUGUUUUCAUUGUGGUUGUUGGUGAGGUAGUCGAGGUUUACUGACACUUUAACAGAAGCAGAACUCUAACUUUUAAGGUGCUAUUUUUCUGAGGUCUGUUAGCUGUCCGUUAUGGCUCCACUGUUGUGCAGUUACAGCUAUUCUGGCAUGGCAGCUUCCUCUUGGUGCUAAAACUACAGCCUUAAUUCUUGGUGCCCAGAAUAUGACAGAUUUCUCUCUGAUAAUGAUGACAGUAAAACCUCCUAUAUUUGCUUUCCAGCUUUUUAAUCCUAACAUUGCCAUCAUUCAUUGAUGAUGCAUCUGUUGUACUUUCCUUCUUGUUCUCUCGUGAAACACUUUACUUUCCAAAAAAUUUAAAAUCAGAGAUUUAAAAUACGGCCCAGAAAGAGAGGCAUCAGAUGAGAGGUUAGAAGUUAGGAACACAAACCAAUGGGAAACAAAUCGAAUCUGUACCUUUUUUGUAUUUGUAUAAUAAAUUGAGAUGUUUUUAAUUAUUUUGAAUGCUGAAAUAAAGCAUGUUAAGUGGUCUAACUGAA
Cyprinodon tularosa is the source of this 5909-nucleotide messenger RNA. Its product is annotated as collagen alpha-1(I) chain-like. Bases 174 to 4511 code for a protein of 1445 amino acids. Gene Ontology annotation, molecular function: protein binding; extracellular matrix structural constituent. The record is from RefSeq and is a predicted model, not a curated record. NCBI's taxonomy places the organism in Eukaryota, Metazoa, Chordata, Actinopteri, Cyprinodontiformes, Cyprinodontidae. The transcript is spliced from 49 exons.